UCAUCAUCCGGACCAAGCCGAGCCCUUUACGGCUCCAUUCUCCUUAUCAUAGCGCUAAGCAUACUCCUCAUGGCUACCCGCUUCACUCUUUCUUGCUCGCUUCAGUAUCCGGCGCUAGCAGUAGCAGCUCGUCACUUUCGAUCCCAGCCAUUUUGCUUAAAAGCUUCUUCUCUUUCUCUUCCCAAAUACUACCCCACCCAACUUCCCAAAUCCCCGCCCUGUCCUCUCUGGUCUUCCUCUUUCUUGCUCUGCCUGCACAGUCUCCACUGGUCAGCCAAAACCUCUACCAGGUCAACAACCACCGUCCGAUCAUUCGCCGCUGCAUCACCGUCAAAAUCCACCGUCUCCCAACCUCCUUCCGGAAUGACCUCCGUCGGCGACAAGAAUCCUCUUCUAACGGACUUCAAUUUCCCGCCGUUUGAUUCGAUUGAGGCCGAGCACGUCCUUCCUGGCAUCCGCGCUUUGCUGAAGGAACUCGAGGGAGAAUUGGAGGAAUUGGAGAAGACGGUGGAGCCGACGUGGCCCAAAUUGGUGGAGCCAUUAGAGAAGAUAAUUGAUAGGAUUACUGUGGUUUGGGGAGCAAUCAAUCACCUCAAGUCCGUUAAGGACAGCUCUGAGCUUCGUGCUGCCAUUGAAGAAGUGCAGCCAGAGAAAGUUGCGUUUGACCUCAAACUGAGUCAAAGUAAGCCAAUUUAUAAUGCUUAUAAAGCUAUACGGGAAUCUCCUGAUUGGGAUUCGCUGAGUGAUGCUCGUAAACGGAUAGUUGAAACAUCAAUUGAGGAGGCCAUAUUGAGUGGCAUUGCUCUUGAAGAUGAUAAAAGAGAGCAAUUUAACAAAAUUGAACAGGAGCUAGCAAAACUAUCGCGAAAGUUUGAGGAAAAUGUUUUGGAUGCCACAAAAAAGUAUGAAAAGGUAAUUACGGACAAGAAAGAUAUUGAAGGAUUGCCUGCUACAGCACUUGGAUUGGCUGCCCAGACUGCAGUUACUAAGGGGCAUGAAAAUGCUACUGCUGAAAAUGGACCAUGGAUAAUCACAUUGGAUGCACCGAGUUUUAUGUCUGUGAUGCAACAUGCUAGAAAUCGAACCUUGAGGGAGGAAGUUUACCGUGCUUAUGUUACACGUGCUUCUAGCGGAGAUCUGGAUAACACACCGAUAAUUGAUCAGAUUCUACAACUUAGGUUGGAAAAGGCUAAGCUUCUUGGCUAUAAUAACCAUGGAGAGGUAAGCAUGGCUACCAAGAUGGCGACUGUUGAUAAGGCACUAGAGCUUCUUGAAAAGAUACGUGCUGCAUCUUGGGAUCCUGCAGUUAAAGAUAUGGAAGACCUCAAGCAAUUCUCUAAAAGUCAAGGUGCUCUAGAAGCUGACAAUCUGAACCAUUGGGAUCUCAGCUUCUGGAGUGAGAGGCUUCGGGAAUCAAAAUAUGAAAUAAAUGAGGAAGAACUUCGUCCUUACUUUUCUUUGCCUAAAGUUAUGGAUGGCCUUUUCAACCUUGCCAAGAUGCUUUUUGGAAUCAAUAUCGAGGCUGCUGAUGGUUUAGCUCCUGUUUGGAACAACGAUGUCCGAUUUUAUUGUGUCAAUGAUUCUUCAGGCAGCACCAUUGCUUAUUUUUAUUUUGAUCCAUAUUCCCGACCAUCUGAAAAGCGUGGAGGUGCUUGGAUGGAUGAAGUUGUUUCGCGAAGUCGUGUAUUGUCACGAGAUGGUGUCUCUCCCAGGUUGCCUGUCGCCCACAUGGUUUGCAAUCAAAUGCCUCCUGUAGGGAACAAGCCUAGCCUAAUGACCUUCCGUGAGGUUGAGACUGUUUUUCAUGAGUUUGGUCAUUCCCUUCAGCAUAUGUUAACAAAACAAGAUGAGGGUUUGGUUGCUGGUAUCCGGAAAAUUGAGUGGGAUGCUGUUGAACUGCCGUCCCAAUUUAUGGAAAAUUGGUGCUACCAUAGGGAUACAUUGAUGGGCAUUGCCAAGCAUUAUGAAACUGGAGAGAGUCUCCCUGAAGACAUUUAUAAGAAACUUCUUGCUGCCAGAACUUUUCGUGCAGGUUCUCUAAGUCUUCGCCAGUUAAGAUUUGCGACCGUUGAUCUUGAGUUGCACACGAAGUAUGUACCUGGUGGUUCGGAAUCAAUCUAUGAUGUUGAUCGUAGGGUCUCAGAAAGAACUCAAGUGCUUCCUCCACUUCCAGAUGAUCGAUUUCUAUGCAGUUUUAGUCACAUAUUUGCUGGUGGAUAUGCAGCUGGAUACUACAGUUAUAAGUGGGCAGAGGUCUUGUCUGCAGAUGCUUUCUCAGCAUUUGAAGAUGCUGGUCUCCAUGACGAAAAGGCAGUAAAAGAAACAGGGAAUAGGUUCCGAGAAACCAUACUUGCUCUUGGAGGUGGAAAAGCUCCACUAGAGGUAUUUGUGGAAUUCCGGGGCCGGGAACCUUCUCCGGAGGCGCUGCUUAGGCACAACGGCUUGCUACCUGUCACAGCGUCUGCAUAAGCUAAAUUUUUGGGUUCAUCAGAUCGAUGGUCAUUUGAUAGUAGAUGGAGGCUAUUUGGGUCGGUCUGGUUAAGAAUACAAUUGCCGCAACAUUGCUAGGCUUAAGAUAUCUACAACCCCAUGGACCCUUUUUUUUUUUUUUUUUGAGGGGUUUAAGAUAUCUACAAGUCCAGGGGCAUUGUUAUUUGUACUUUUAAGGUAGUUUUCUGUCAUCUAGACUUGAUAUAUGGAUAACAACUGACGGGGCUAUGAUAGAAAAGUACAUCUCAAAAAAUUGAGUAAUUGUCACUGGAUUUAUUGGACAUUCAAUAAAUUUGGCAUUGCCUUAAUGUUCGGCA
Molecule: messenger RNA, 2807 nt
Organism: Coffea eugenioides
Lineage: Eukaryota; Viridiplantae; Streptophyta; Magnoliopsida; Gentianales; Rubiaceae
Product: probable cytosolic oligopeptidase A
Exons: 16
Coding region: 70-2469 (799 amino acids)
Biological process (GO): peptide metabolic process; proteolysis
Molecular function (GO): metalloendopeptidase activity
Source: RefSeq, a predicted model, not a curated record